Molecule: messenger RNA, 5034 nt
Organism: Daphnia magna
Lineage: Eukaryota; Metazoa; Arthropoda; Branchiopoda; Diplostraca; Daphniidae
Product: alpha-aminoadipic semialdehyde synthase, mitochondrial
Exons: 18
Coding region: 514-4674 (1386 amino acids)
Biological process (GO): regulation of translational fidelity
Cellular component (GO): cytoplasm
Molecular function (GO): saccharopine dehydrogenase activity
Source: RefSeq, a predicted model, not a curated record
UUAAUCUAACUUUUGAAACACCGGAAAAACUAUAAUUCAAUUUGAUAUUCGACCUUUCCAAAACUUAAAUAUCUCAUUCGAAAUUCAUGCAAAAUGUAAUAGGAUAGUUUCUUCUGAUAACGCAGCUGUUACCUCGCAGACAGGAUCAUAUUUACGAUGAGGUCAAGAUUUUUGAUCUUCAUUAGUUACCACCUUCUUCAAGGACGUUUAAUCAUGCCUUUUUGAACGUUUACCGCCACUUUCUCUUUCAGUGAGGAAUAUCUCCGUACAACUGGUUAAUGAAAAUUUUCGUUCCUCGAAAAUUGUAUUCGUUUUUCAUGGUUGCAUAUUCUUCAACCCCUACUGGUCAUUAAAUCAAUUGCUCUGUUUACAAGGCUGCUUGCCAAGAGGGACAUCUAUAAUUAACUUUAGCCAGCCCACAAACACUACAGCCACAUUAUUGUCUGCAGGACAAUCUUGCCUAUUCUGUUGGACGUUCCUUGACCAACAUAUUGCGACAAUUCCAAGAGCACAAUGCUCGUAUUGCUGCUAAACAGAUCUUCUCUUGAGGCUUCUCAUCGUUUCCAUAAUCUCCUAAGGAAUGGAGGCUCAAGAGCCAUUGCUUCCAGGUCUUAUGCUGAUGUCAGGGGAAAGAUCUUGGCCAUCAGGAGAGAGGAUCAAUCUGUCUGGGAACGCAGGGCACCCCUGUCACCAACCAAUGUUCGCAAACUAGUCAGGGCAGGAGUGAAGGUUCUCGUUCAACCUUCCAACAGAAGAGCUUAUCCCAUGCAAGCCUAUGCAAAUGCAGGGGCGAUUAUUCAAGAAGAUAUCGGCGAAGCACCCGUCAUAGUCGGUGUCAAGCAAAUACCCAUCGACUUUCUGUUACCCAAUAAAACCUACUGUUUCUUCUCGCAUACAAUCAAGGCUCAGGAGGCCAACAUGCCCUUACUGGACGCAAUGUUAGAGAAGAACAUCCGACUGGUCGACUACGAGAAAAUGAUGGAUGAAAACGGCCAGAGAGUAGUCGCCUUUGGUAAAUAUGCUGGCGUGGCAGGCAUGAUCAAUAUUCUUCAUGGUCUAGGUCUACGACUCUUAGCCCUCGGCCACCACACCCCGUUCAUGCAUAUUGGGCCAGCGCACAAUUAUCGUAAUUCUGGCAUGGCUCGUCAAGCCGUUCGUGAUUCUGGGUUCGAAGUCGCCAUAGGCAUGAUGCCCAAAUCGAUUGGACCGCUCACCUUUGUAUUCACGGGAUCGGGCAAUGUUUCACAAGGUGCACAAGAAAUAUUUCAAGAUUUGCCACAUGAAUACGUUCCUCCAGACAUGUUACAAAAAGUGGCAGAUCAUGGCGCCACGAAUAAAAUUUACGCGUGCGAAGUCGGCAGACGCGACCAUCUCAUCCGCAUUAAAGGCGGUCCAUUUGAUGCCAAGGAGUACGAUGAACACCCAAGUCGCUACAUCUCCAUCUUUAGCAAAAAGAUUGCUCCCUACGCCUCGGUAAUCAUCAACGGAAUUUACUGGGCGCCCAACUCGCCGAAGCUCAUCACGAUUCCCGAUGCCAAAGUACUUAUCCGUUCAUCUCAGAGUCAUCUACCGUGGGUGCAGACAUCGUUAGGCUCACCACCUUUGCCGCACCGUCUGCUUGCCAUUUGCGAUAUUAGCGCUGAUCCUGGAGGUUCGAUUGAAUUCAUGAACGAGUGUACGACAAUCGAUAAUCCGUUUUGUCUCUACGAUGCCGAACAGCAUAAGGACACUAAGAGCUUUAAAGGUCCUGGAAUUUUAGUCUGUUCCAUCGACAACAUGCCAACACAAUUGCCACGUGAAGCUACCGACUUUUUCGGUGAUUUGCUCUUACCGCACAUCUUUGAUGUCUUGCAAUCGGAUGCGACGCGACCGUUCGAAGAUCACAAGUUCACUAACAUCAUUGAGGGUGCAGUCAUCACCAGCAACGGCAAACUUACCAAGAACUUUGAGUACAUUCAAGAUCUGAGGAACCAACGCGCACGAACAAAGCAUCGCAUCGUCGGCGAUUACGACGCCCAAACUAAGCGGGUUCUUCUGUUGGGAGCCGGCUAUGUCUCCGCUCCCGUUGUCGAGUACUUGACCCGAUCCAACGACGUUGCCGUUUAUGUUGCAUCGGCGUUGAGAGAUGAGGCAGACAUUCUGGCCCGUCGUUUCCCUCGAACCGAACCCGUCCUGUUAAACGUUGAGGAGCGUCCAGAUUUGCUGAAAGAGUUUAUUGGCAAAGCGGACGUGGUUGUUUCGCUGUUGCCCUACGCUUUGCAUCCUCUUGUGGCCGAGCAGUGCAUCGCUUCCAAGACAAACAUGGUGACCGCGAGCUAUCUUUCGCCGGCCAUGAAAGAAUUACACCAGAGCGCCGUCGAUGCCGGUGUGUCUAUUGUUAAUGAAGUUGGUCUUGAUCCUGGCAUUGAUCACUUGCUGGCCAUGGAGUGUUUCGAAGAAGUUCAUCAGGGCGGUGGCAAAGUCAAAUCUUUCGUCUCGUAUUGUGGUGGCCUUCCGGCUCCUGAAUGCUCAGACAAUCCUCUUCGCUAUCGUUUCUCCUGGAGUCCUCGUGGCGCUCUUCUCAACACUGUUUCCAGCGGUCGUUUCCUCAAGGACGGCAAGGUUGUGGAAAUUCCUGCAGGUGGGGCACUGUUGGAAAAGGCGGAAAAACUGGACUUUUUGCCUGGUUUUGCAUUCGAAGGUUUCGCUAAUCGCGAUUCACUAGACUACAUCGACCACUAUGGAAUUCCGGAAGCUCGUACUGUUUUUAGAGGCACCAUCCGCUAUAGCGGCUAUUCGGACCACGUUCUAGGUCUUAUCCAGCUUGGCCUCAUCAGUCAAGAGCCCCACCCAUGUCUGCAUGUUGGUGGCCCCGAUAUCACUUGGAGGCAGUUCAUGUGCAAUCUUUUGGGUAUCACCGAUUACAACAUCUUUUACGACAACCUCAAGAAUCAAUUGUUUGAGCGUACCGGCCGUAAUGCCAGCCGUGUUAAGGCAAUGGAAGACUUAGGCUUGCUCUCCGAAGAAUUGGUGAUCAAAUACGGCAAUCCCAUCGAUACGAUUAGCCAAUAUUUGGCAAAGCGACUGGCGCUGGGACCGUCAGAUCGUGAUCUCGUGGUUCUCCGCCACGAAAUUGAUAUUCUGUGGCCAGAUCAGCGUCACGAAUUGCGUGGCAUUAAUUUGGUGUGUUACGGACAAUCUAGCAGCGCUGGCUACUCAGCCAUGGCUCGUACCGUCGGUUACCCAGCGGCCAUCGCCACCAAAAUGGUGCUGGAUGGCGAGAUUCAACGCAAGGGCAUGAUCUUGCCCUUCAUCCAGGAUAUUUACAGACCCAUGCUGAAACGUCUCAAGGCCGAGGGCAUUGUCGCCGAAGAAAAAUUUAGUUCAGUUUUUCCAAAAGAACCAAUUGUUAUUGAAAUAAAAAAUGAGCCAUUCCCCGUUAAAAUUGAUACGAAGACUAUAGAACAUUUGGAGCGAUUAUCGUUGGUUGAUUUCGCGAAUCGCGAGGGCAUUAAACGACUAGAAGACGCUAUUCAGUUUGCGAACCGAAUCCAUUCAGUGGAUACGACCAACGUGAAACCCUUAAUAAAUGUUUUAAGUGAUGAAUAUACUCAACCGGUGAGAGAGGAUUGUGUGACGGAGGGUAAUGCCAGAGAAGAAAUUCUGUCAAAUGCCGCCGUGACAGAAGAAGACCCAAAUCUCAGCCAGCUCUCAUUUCUUGGUGAUGCUUUGCAGCGGAGAAUUGAACAAGAGUGGUAUACAAGCAAUGUGAUUCAAAACACUAACUGCCUGUUUAUUAACAACAGUUCAAUAACCCAAAUCAAUGUGGAACUUGUGCAGUUACUCGUGAAUGCCCAGACUCUAAUGGGCUCUGAUAGUUCUAUUAGUCUAGCUAGUGUAACGUCUGGAAGAAAACCCACCAAACAAAUGAAAGACUUAACUACUGUGUCGGAUUUGAUGGAGGCCCUCCCAAAAACCCAAUUGAAUCUUUGUUUUCUUACGCCACCUGCCCGGAUGAUCGAUGAGUUCAUUCAUCUUCAAAAAAUAAGACGCCGAUGGUGGAAAUCGUAUCUUCAACAACCCGUCCUUCUCAACGCUACCAGCGUCGCCGUAAACGAUGAGAAUGAUCCAUUUUUGGAACAGAAGAUUGAGUUUGGUUCUUCAGCUUUAGGAUCCCAACCCAUUGAAGUGUUGAAACUUUACAAGCCUGAAAUCUUUGAUCAUUUGCAGUUAAGCGAUGACAUUAAAAAGUCGCUGUUGGUUAAAUUCCAGCGGAAAUCCUCUUGGCCUUCUCUAAUCACGUCCCAGGUUGAAUUGGAGUUGGCUGUUUUUUUCUUUCUUAUGGACGCCUUCUUCAUCAGAAAUAAGGCAUCUGUACUUUCCCUUCAUAAGUCCCUGGCGCCGUAUGCGGUGGGUGUUGUGGUUGAAGGCUCUCCUACCCGAGUUGUUCAACUAGAGGACCUUCGCCGCUUAAUGAGUCUGGAAUUCAAACAGUCUAAAAUUCCAGUGUUACCACUAAGCGCACCGUGGACAAUAGCCCAAUGCGAUGCUAGAGGAUUGAAUUAUUUAAUAUUUCUAUCUGAUUCAACUCUAGAGCAGGGAAUUUGCGGUCUUCGUAGCAGAGACACUUCGCUACAGGAGCAAGUGCAUGUAAGCGACGUAGUGGAACGGCUGAAAAAGUUCCUCGUUAAGUAGUCAUUUCUUAAUUUGUGUCGGAUUGUCAUUAAAAAAAAUUGAGUCACAAACAAUCGCUGAGCCAUUGGGAUCCUACCCGCCAAAUUUGUUUCCCUAUUGUUUUAUUUAUGGAGCUGUGGUGUUCACCUACUUUUUGUGUACUGUUCGGGCCAUGACAACAUGAAACUAAUGUUUCUUAUGAUGAAAUGUCCUGGAAAAGAGACAAAAGUAAUAGGCGCUACUCAAGUUGGUCUUUUCCGAAAGGAUUCCAGGUGACAAUGGAUUCGUGAAAACUCAAUAAUCAAACGUUUAGUACUAACGAGAAUCUUCUCCAUCGUGUUAAACCGAUAUCCUCGUUAAUAAGAUGGAAACCAUACUCUA